AUGAGAAUAUUAUUUGUCUCCAUCACGUUGAUAUACCUAAUUCUGGUGAACAAUGUGAGCUGCCUCUUUAAAAAUUUGAUUAGUGAAUUUUAUUGCAAGAAUGAGAACUGUUAUAGCAUCUUAGGCGUAAGCGAAAAGUGUAGCAUAAACGAAAUCAGAUCAGCUUAUCACAGGCAUUUGACAAAUAUGAAAAAUAAUUACGAUUCUGAGAAAAAGAAGAAAAUUGUCAAAGCUUACAAUGUUUUAGCGAAUAACCAAACAAGGAAAUACUACGAUUAUUAUUUGAAGUAUCCAAACAGUUUCAUUAAUGUAAUAUAUUUCAUUUUUUAUUGUGUAUAUAAAUUAAUAAAAGUGAUAAUAGCUUUAGUAAUUAUCGGGUUUCUUUUAUGUGCAUUCCAAUAUAUGAAUAAAAAAUAUGAGAUGAAAAGAAUAGUUCAGAAACUUUCAAAAAAUAAAGCUUUCAAAAAAGAAGUACAAAAUAAAAUAACAUUACAACAUCCUGAUUACCGCAACUAUGAAUUAGCUAUAAAAAGAAAAAUUGAAGAAGAUAUAGAAAUAGAAGUAGCACAGCAGAUGGGGCUCAUAAACAAUAAGAAAAAUGAAAAGUUUUCAUUUUCAGAUUUAAUAAUUGUAAAAGUUUUACUAAUACCCAAACAUAUUAUAUGUUACGUUGUAUGGAAUGUAAAAUGGCUAAUUAAAUACAAUAUAUUAAAUGAUGAAUAUGAUGAAAGUGACAAAAUGUAUAUCACUAGGAAGUGCUUAAACAUUUCUGCUGACAGAUGGAAUGCCCUAUCACAUGAAGAUAAAAAAAUUCUGCUCAAAAAACAGCUAUGGGUGAAGGAAAUUCAAAAUGAGUUUUUUGAAGAGCAAAAGGAGAAGGAGCGAAUCAACAAAAUCUCCAGCGCCAAGUAUAAGAAGCAGAUGCGAAUGAAGAAGAAAGGCUGCAGCUUUAACUACAAUGACUGA
Molecule: messenger RNA, 966 nt
Organism: Plasmodium gonderi
Lineage: Eukaryota; Apicomplexa; Aconoidasida; Haemosporida; Plasmodiidae
Product: DnaJ protein
Exons: 2
Coding region: 1-966 (321 amino acids)
Biological process (GO): protein folding
Cellular component (GO): endoplasmic reticulum membrane
Source: RefSeq, a predicted model, not a curated record